Messenger RNA from Populus nigra (black poplar), 1760 nucleotides. RefSeq lists its product as uncharacterized. Gene Ontology annotation, biological process: proteolysis. The transcript has 9 exons. The coding region runs from base 44 to 1546 and encodes 500 amino acids. Lineage: Eukaryota; Viridiplantae; Streptophyta; Magnoliopsida; Malpighiales; Salicaceae. The record is from RefSeq and is a predicted model, not a curated record. Gene Ontology annotation, molecular function: dipeptidyl-peptidase activity; serine-type exopeptidase activity.
AACUGGAUAGGAUCCAAAGAUUUUGCAUACAUAAUUCAAGGCGAUGAGCUCCAUCCAAAUAUUGCUUUCUGUGUUCUUCCUAAUUAUAUUUUCUUCGUGCCUUCCUACAACACAAUAUAAGAUCCCGAAGCUCGGUGCUUUUCAAAAAAAUAUCCAUAGGACGGAACCCCAAACCUCAUCUAAAUCUUCCUCGAAAGAUUUGGUUACGUUUUAUUACACCCAAACACUUGAUCACUUCAACUAUAAGCCAGAAAGUUAUACCACUUUCCGACAAAGAUAUGUAAUCGACUUUAGAUAUUGGGGUGGUGCAAAUACUAGUGCGCCAAUAUUCGUCUUCUUUGGUGCGGAAGAGGAUUUAGAUGAUGAUUUAGAUGCUAUUGGAUUCCUUUCUGACAACGCCCCUCAUUUCAAAGCUCUCUUGAUAUACAUAGAGCACCGUUACUAUGGGAAAUCAAUACCGUUUGGGUCAAGGAAGGAAGCUUUGAAAAAUGCGGAAACUCUUGGUUAUCUCAACUCAGCACAGGCAAUGGCAGAUUAUGCUGCGGUGAUUAUGCAUCUGAAGAAAAAGUAUUCUGCCAAAAACUCUCCUGUAAUUGUUAUCGGAGGAUCGUAUGGUGGCAUGCUAACCUCAUGGUUCCGGCUGAAGUAUCCCCAUAUUGCUCUUGGUGCCCUUGCUUCAUCGGCUCCAAUUCUUUACUUCGAUGAUAUUGCACCACAAGAAGGUUACUAUUCUAUUGUAACCAAGGAUUUUAAAGAAACCAGUGAGAGUUGCUACAACACUAUACGUAAAUCGUGGGGUGAAAUCGAAAAAAUUGCUUCUAAGCCUAAUGGUCUUUCAAUCCUUAGCAAGAAAUUUAAGACUUGCUAUCCUUUGAACAGAACAUUUGAGCUAGAGGACUUCUUGGACUCGAUUUAUUGUGAAGCAGCACAGUAUGAUUAUCCACCUGAAUUUCCAGUUAAUAUUGUCUGUGGUGGCAUAAACAAAGCAUCAGCUGCGAGAACCGAUAUUCUCGACCGAAUAUUUGCCGGUGUUGUUGCUUACAUGGGAAAUAGAUCAUGCUACGACAUGAAUGAAUUCAAUUAUCCAGAUACAAUAUACGAGUGGAGGUGGCAGACAUGUAGUGAGAUUGUGAUGCCCAUAGGCCAUGAGAGCAAUUCUAUGUUCCCACCAGCACCUUUCAAUCUAAAUAACUACAUCAAAGAUUGCAAGAGCUUGUUUGGUGUCUUACCUCAGCCUCAUUGGAUCACUACUUAUUAUGGAGGACAUGAUAUAAAAUUGAUUCUUCAUAGGUUUGCUAGCAACAUUAUCUUCUCAAAUGGGCUGAGAGAUCCUUACAGUAGCGGCGGGGUAUUGAAUAACAUAUCAGAUAGUAUUGUUGCGGUUUCUGCAGUGAACGGAUCUCAUUGCUUGGACAUACAACGAGCAAGUCCAAGGGAUCCCCGUUGGCUGGUGAUGCAACGCAAAAUAGAGGUGAAGAUAAUUGAAGGGUGGAUUUCCAAAUAUUACACAGAUCUUCUUGAGGUCAAAGAUCAAACCCCUUUUUAAUCAUAAGAGGGGGGGGGGGGGGGGGAGUAGAUGCUGCUGUUUCAGGUCAAUUAUAAAAUUAACUGCAGUUGAAUAAGAAAUUAUUGCAAGUAUAUAUGAUUGCUGGGCCACUUUGCCAGCUUUAGAUAAAGAACUUGAUAUGUAUGGUUAUGUGUACUCCUUCUACAAUUCCACUACGUUUCAUGUAAUAAUAAGAUGGCCAAUUACUCUUCAA